Molecule: messenger RNA, 1031 nt
Organism: Parasteatoda tepidariorum (common house spider)
Lineage: Eukaryota; Metazoa; Arthropoda; Arachnida; Araneae; Theridiidae
Source: RefSeq, a predicted model, not a curated record
AAAUUAAGCAUCUCAAAUACACAAGCAUUAAAGCUAACUAAUUUUUAUGAUAUAAAAUUAAAUGCUGAUUUAAGCGAAGAAACAUAAUUGUUCAUUUAAAGUAGUUCUAUCUUUCAUAAUUGGUAAAUUUGUUUUUACACAUAAUUAUAUCAGUAGCGAUCAUUUUCAUUGACUGAAGUUUGUUUAUUUAUCCGGUUUUCAUGACGUCCAUACAAGUAGCAUUUUCGCACCAAUAAAAUGACACAAAUAAAAUUAAAAUCGUCUUCUCAAAAUCAUGUCCCUUAACAUUUUGAAGUCAAUGGAGGUAAUCCCUAAGAACAACCAACCUCCAUUAACGGCCAUUUUAUUGUGGAACAGAAAGAGGUUGCACUAUAUGUAAUAUUUUCUUCUGUUUUACUCAUGUUUUUUUCCAGGCAUAUAUUGCAUGUUUUUGGGGUGUUCACCACGUUGGUAUUGUCACCCUUUUUUUCGGUGUCGGCGGCACAAUCAUGUCUCUAUUCGUGGGACCAUUGGUGAAGUACAUCUCUCAGAUAGCCGUGAUCAUUUUAGGAGCAUGUCUUAAUGUAGCUAUCUGUUUGUUAUUAUUUCUAUGGAAACCCUCGCCAAAGACAACUGGCAUUUACUUUGUCAUAGCAGGAAUAUGGGGAAUGGGAGAUGCCAUUUGGUGGUCGCAAAUACCAGCCCUCUACGGACUGAUGUUUCCAAACGAUAGAGAAGCUGGUUUUUCAAACUUAUAUUUCUGGAGCUUUUUUGGAGCUUUUCUAAGCUACUCUUAUGCUAAUUACCUUUCUAUUUCUGUCAAAAUAAAUAUCCUGAUGGCUUCCCUACUGAUUAGUAUGGUCUGUUACCUAGUAGGCCAGUUCAAGAUGAAAUGUUCUGCACGGAGAGAAUAUAUUGCAAUCGAAGGUGAUUAAUAAUAGCAAACAUUUUAGAAUCUCAAAGCUGAUGUUUAUCAACAUUCUUGUACAUAGAAAAAGAGCUUGUAAAUAACGAUACUUGGUGUGACAUUAAUAAAAAUAAAAAUCAUCAAA